This is a messenger RNA of Thlaspi arvense, 1958 nucleotides long. Lineage: Eukaryota; Viridiplantae; Streptophyta; Magnoliopsida; Brassicales; Brassicaceae. The record is from the annotation of a GenBank genome assembly.
GAAAAAAAUCCAUAUUCGUCUCUCCUCUCUACUACUCUCUCUUCCACUUAUAUAUAUAUAUAUAUAUAUAUCACAUUUUCUACACAUUCCAUAAUCACACACAAACCUACGAAACUUUGAAUCUAGCUCUCCAUAGAUUCCCAUUUUUUUUGUCCUCCGAGAAUGGCUAACAAUAACAAGAAUAUUGUCGUCGUCUUCGAUUUCGACAAGACGAUCAUCGAUGUAGAUAGCGAUAAUUGGGUCGUCGAUGAACUUGGCUUCACUGAUUUGUUCGACCAGCUUCUCCCAACAAUGCCUUGGAACUCUCUCAUGGAUCGGAUGAUGAAGGAGCUUCAUGAUCAUGGUAAAACCAUUGAAGAAAUCAAACAUGUCCUGAGAAGAAUCCCAAUUCAUCCUCGUGUCAUCCCAGCCAUCAAAUCCGCUCAUGCUUUAGGGUGCGAGCUGAGAAUAGUGAGCGACGCGAACACGUUCUUCAUCGAGACGAUCGUCGAACAUCUCGGGAUCAGUGAGUUUUUCUCCGAGAUUAACACAAACCCAGGACUUGUAGAUGAACAAGGACGAUUAAGAAUCUCUCCUUACCACGACUUCACCAAAUCCUCCCAUGGUUGCUCUCGCUGCCCUCCUAACAUGUGCAAGGGUCUUAUAAUCGAGAGGAUUCAAGCUUCUUUUGCCAAAGAAGGAAAACAUACCAAGAUGAUCUAUCUUGGAGACGGUGCUGGUGAUUACUGUCCGAGUCUUAAACUCAGAGCUGGAGAUUACAUGAUGCCAAGGAAGAAUUUCCCGGUCUGGGAUUUGAUUAGUCAAAAUCCGACCUUGGUUAAGGCUGCGGUUAGAGAUUGGACCGAUGGAGAAGCGAUGGAAAGGAUAUUAAUGGGAAUAAUAGAUGAUGUUAUAUCUUCGGAUGAAGAAGAAGAAGAAAAGGAGAAGAUUUUGAGCUCUGAUCAUUGCAAGACAUCUGUUGGGAUUGUUCAUGAACCUUUGUUGCCUCUUGCACUUCAAGUUCCUCUAAAUCUUGUCAAGUGAUUUUGAUGACGAGCAAAAAAAGGAUCGUCUACGAUUUUUUUUUGUUUCUAAUAUAUGAUAUUAUCUUUCUUGCAAUUGAGAAAAUGUAUAAGAUGCCUAAUGUUGAAAUGGUUCAUGCACUUAUUGAUGAUGUAAGCACUUCCUUCGGUAGCAAAGUUGUCAUCAUAAUCAUAACUACCAUAAAAAUAGGAACACGCACAAACAUAAACGCCAAUUAAUAACAAUGGUAGUCAUAAGAUCUCAGUGAUGAAAAAAUUUGGAAAACCAAAACGCAAUUAAACAAUCGUAGUCAUAAAUGUGACAUAUUCUUCUAGCAAAUGAAGAUCAAUUUUACUUAUGGAAGCAAACGACUGGUUUCAUCGUCGUUUUGGUACAUGUCUUCGGUUUUCCUUACAGCUGCGUGAAACAACACAGCCGCCGCGCCUGCCAUGACGGCCACUGCAAUAUUGAGCUUUGCGUCGGUCAAGAGAAGGAUCGAGAGAGUGAGAACGGACAUGACGAUGAGGACGAGACGGUGGUCGAUCUCGCGGUCGAAAACAGUGAGCGGUUCGUCACGGAGGAAGUAGAGGAAGAGCCACGCGCCGAUUAGGGAGAGUAGGAUUAGGAGGGAGAAGGGGUUCCAGAUCAGGCUGAGGAAGACGGUGAAGAGGACGACUAUGGUGUAGUUGGUUUGGAAGUAGACGGUGUUGGCUCUGAUCCUGGUGAUCACGGUGGCUAAUUUGCGCGGGAAGUUGAAGGAGUGGAGGUCGAGCAUUUGCUUCCACGGGCGGCGCGUGGCGAGGCCGGGUCUUACGUUGUGUUGGUCGUUGGCUCGUGUGAUGUACUCGAGUUUGGGUGCUAGGUCGUUAGCCGACGUCGGAUUUGUGCCGUAUGUUGUCAUAUGUGAUAUGUUUUUGCUGCAAGUGUGAUGCGUUGUGAUGAUAUGUGAGGAGAAA